UCACAGUUUGUUAUCUUGAAUUUUAAAAAGUUAAAAACCACUUAUUGGUAGAAGCUCAAGAUUCUCUUGUUAAUUUAUUAUUCAAUUUGUUUAUCGACUUACUAAACAUCAGUCAUUUAUACAUUAGUGCUCAUCCAGAAAAUAUGAAAUACAACGUGAAGAUAGGCAUCAUUGGUGGAUCAGGACUUGAUGAUCCAGAUUUUUUUAAAGAUGCAACUGAGCAAAAAGUGAGCACUCCUUAUGGCGAUCCAUCAGAUAUGCUCAUCAGCGGAAAACUCAACGGUAUCGAUUGUGUGCUAUUAGCCAGGCAUGGACGUAAACACUCAAUAAGUCCUACCAAUAUAAAUUAUCGUGCCAAUAUUUGGGCUUUGAAACAUCUAGGAUGUACACAUAUUAUUGCAUCGUCAGCAACCGGUUCUUUAAAAGAAGAAAUUAAGCCUGGAGAUUUAGUAAUUUUGGAUUCUUUCAUUGAUUUAACCAAAAAACGUGACUUAACUAUGUUUAAUAAGGAUGAUCAAGUCGUACACAUACCAAUCGAACCUGCGUUUUGUUUAGCUACUCGGAAUAUUAUUAUUGAAACUGCCCAAAGCCUUGGCAUUCGUGUUCACCAAACUGGUACAGCUGUAGUUAUUGAAGGACCUAGAUUCUCGACAAAAGCUGAAAGUAAUGUAUAUCGAUCAUGGAAUGCUGAUUUGGUCAAUAUGACACUUGUUCCAGAGGUUGUACUGGCUAAAGAAGCAGGUUUGCUAUAUGCCACAGUAGCCAUGGCUACAGACUAUGAUUGUUGGAGAGAAGCAACAGAAAAAGUCAAUGUUGCAAGUGUUAUCAAAGUUUUUCAAGAAAAUGUUAAAAAAAUCACAAAAUUAUUUAUAGCAGUUGUACCCAAAAUAGCAGAAAAAAAUUGGGAUGUUGAAAUCGAUGAACUAAAUAGUCUCAUUCAAGAGAGUGUGCAGAGUAAAUGAAAAUGAAACAUUACAAUGAAGACAUCAAACAAUAUUUAUCUCCAUAUUUGUAAAAAUAUUGUUUCUAAAUACAACAUUUAAAUACAAUAUAAUUCUGCUUUCA
Molecule: messenger RNA, 1065 nt
Organism: Rhopalosiphum padi (bird cherry-oat aphid)
Lineage: Eukaryota; Metazoa; Arthropoda; Insecta; Hemiptera; Aphididae
Product: S-methyl-5'-thioadenosine phosphorylase
Exons: 6
Coding region: 144-962 (272 amino acids)
Biological process (GO): nucleoside metabolic process
Cellular component (GO): cytosol
Molecular function (GO): S-methyl-5-thioadenosine phosphorylase activity
Source: RefSeq, a predicted model, not a curated record